AUGGAGAAAAAUGUAGCGAGAAGGACACUUGCAGAGAAGCUAAAUGAUAGGAUUCUACCUAACAUCAUAAAGGACCUAAAUGCCAGGAGCAGGAACCUAAAUUAUGUCAUACACAAAGGACCUAACAACACAACAGAGAUUCAGGAUACUACUAAGGAAUUGAAAACUUGGAGACACACUGUUGAUUUGGGCAACACAUCAUGCAGCUGCCAAAGGUGGCAGAUAACUGGGCUGCCAUGUACUCAUGCACUUUGCUUGAUCAAUGCAUUAAAGAACAGGAAUGUGGAAGAUUAUGUACAUGAGUACUAUUCUGUAGCCAUGUUCAAGAAGGCUUAUGAAGGGGUUGUGCAUCCCAUGACAGAUAGAAGCCAAUGGCCUAAGGUUGAGAUAGGCUUUAAACUUUGGCCUCCAGCUUUUAAAAGAUCAGCAGGACGACCAAGGACAAGAAGAUUGAAGGGAGCUGAAGAAGGUGGAAAGGGAACUCGUAGACAGAUGCAGUGCAAAAGAUGUGGUCAAUUUGGGCACAUGAUGAAGACUUGCAAUGAGACAAUGUAUGACUCAGAUGCACCUCCUCCUGCAGCAGCUAAGCCCAAAAGAAGCAAGGGAAAGAAAAGCAAGCCAACUUCUACAGUUUCUACCCAGCAGUCUCAGGUUGGAGGAAGCACUGCAAGUGCUGCAGCAGCACCUUCUAGCCCUACAGCCAACACUAGAAGCCACAAAAGGAUGUUGGGCAUGACAGAUGGAAGUUCAUCCCCUCCUAAGAAGAUCAAGGUGACGACCAAGAGGACACCAAAGAGAAAGAACACUACUGGCAUGGUAGCCAAGAAGAAACUAGUCAUGGAUAAGCACAAGUAG
This is a messenger RNA of Miscanthus lutarioriparius, 855 nucleotides long. The record is from the annotation of a GenBank genome assembly. NCBI's taxonomy places the organism in Eukaryota, Viridiplantae, Streptophyta, Magnoliopsida, Poales, Poaceae.